AUGAAGAGGAAGGAUAAGCUCAUCAAGUUUUGUGGAGACAACAACAUGAACCUCGAUGGUUCCAAGCGCCUUUUCCGCGAUGAAAUCGUCAGGAAGACCGAAGACCAGGAUACGAUUGCGGCGGCUUGCUACUACAACACCUUUGUGUUGCACAAUAUCAAGAACGGAAGGACCGAAUUGGCCCUCAAGACGGCCCAGAAGGUCCAGGACACCUUGUGCCGCAAGUACGAUUAG
Molecule: messenger RNA, 234 nt
Organism: Seminavis robusta
Lineage: Eukaryota; Bacillariophyta; Bacillariophyceae; Naviculales; Naviculaceae
Source: the annotation of a GenBank genome assembly